Molecule: messenger RNA, 1190 nt
Organism: Dermatophagoides pteronyssinus (European house dust mite)
Lineage: Eukaryota; Metazoa; Arthropoda; Arachnida; Sarcoptiformes; Pyroglyphidae
Product: STE20-related kinase adapter protein alpha-like
Biological process (GO): protein phosphorylation; protein export from nucleus; activation of protein kinase activity
Cellular component (GO): serine/threonine protein kinase complex
Molecular function (GO): protein serine/threonine kinase activator activity; ATP binding; protein kinase activity
Source: RefSeq, a predicted model, not a curated record
AAUUUGAAAUGACGAUAUUCUAUAGAGAAAAUUGAUUGUGAACGAACGAAUACGAAAAUUUGUAAAGAUUUUUUUUUUUGGUCAGUCGUUUUUUGGCUUUCGAACAUCGAAAUAUGAAUAAAAAAUUGAGUACACCAAUCGGUAAAAUGGUCGUUGGUAUUCGACGAUCAAUCAGUAGUCAUCAUGAUUGUAAUUGUGAUCAACAACAACAACAACAACAUUCGAUCUGUCAACAUAAUAAUAAUAAUUGUUGUCAACAAAAAUUAACCGUCGAUUUAAAUCAAUCAAAAGCAUGGCAUCCAAAAUAUUAUCGUCAACAACAACAACAAAAUCCAUUAUAUGAAACAAAAUUUAUUAAAAUUAUACGUGCUGAUCAUAUCGAUACUGAUACUAAAUUGGUAAUCAAAAUUAUUGAUUUAGAAUCAUCGGGUAAUAAUAAUGAUAAUUGUGAUCCAAAAUCAUCAUUGAUUGAUGUACAUAUUAAUGAAAUUAAUAUGAUGACCAAAUUACGACAUACAAAUGUGAUACAAAUGUUAACAUCAUUUGUCAAUGAAAACUAUCUAUGGCAAGUUAUGCCUUUGGCUGAAUAUGGAUCUGCUGAUCAAUGGUCUAGACCGAAUGGUUUACCCGAAUCUAUUAUUGCAUUAAUAAUCAAAGAUGUUUUGAAUGGUUUAAACUAUCUACAUCGUAAAGGUAUUAUACAUCGUGCUGUUUGUGGUUCACAUAUUUUAAUCAUGGCUAAUGGUUCAUGUGUUCUUACUGGUCUAAAAUAUUCUGCUAAUGUUAUACAAAUGGGUCGUUGGCAACCAAAAAUUCAUCAAUAUCCACGACAUAUAACUGCCAAAUUAUUGAAUUUUCUUGCACCGGAAAUUCUAGAACAAAAUCUACUUGGUUAUAAUUCAAAAUCCGAUAUCUAUAGUUUAGGAAUUGUAUGCUGUGAAUUGGCAAAUGGUUGUAUACCAUUCGAAGAUAUUGUCCUUACUGAAAUGUUAUUGGAUAAAUUGACUGGAAAUUUUCCUCGACCAUUAGAUUCAACUUGUGAUGAAAUUCGUAAUUUUCCCACCAACGAUCCAGACAUUUCGAACGAAGUACAAGAAAAAUAUAAUUUAUACAAGAAUCGUACAUUUUCAUCACAUUUUCAUAUGUUUACCAUUGAUCAUUGUCUAAAUUUUGAUAGUAGUUCAAGGUAA